Carassius carassius (crucian carp) is the source of this 1205-nucleotide messenger RNA. RefSeq lists its product as uncharacterized. The record is from RefSeq and is a predicted model, not a curated record. NCBI's taxonomy places the organism in Eukaryota, Metazoa, Chordata, Actinopteri, Cypriniformes, Cyprinidae. The coding region runs from base 164 to 1087 and encodes 307 amino acids. The transcript is spliced from 4 exons.
CACCUUGCUCAAAAAUGCUGUCUGACAUACUGGAGAAAGUGGCUGAAAAAGUCUACACAUACAAAGCAUACCCUACAGAUGCUGACUUCAGCGAUGUUGCUGAGGCACUGACAAGGAAACACCCCUGCCUGAGAGAACCAGGGUCUUUCAAUGAGAGCUAUGGAUGGAAACAAAGGCUCAAGGUAAAAAUGUCCAACUACCGGACUCUACUUGGGCACAUGGAACAGCUGCAGAGCUCAAUGUGAAUUCUUUGAAAUCCAAGUCUCCAGGGGAGGCCUACCCAGCAAAGAAUUUGAAGAGACCUAGACGGGCUGAGGUCAACCAUUUUCCACCCUUGCCAAGUGGUGAGACUCCAGAAAGCCUUGAACAAGAGAGGAUUUCCCUUCUGGCAGAACUACAGCAAAGAAACAACAGACAAGCAAUAAAAGAAAAGAUGGCAAAGACGUUUGGAUACCGGAGACAAGAAAUUGUGCAUAAGAAGCCGAGCAUUGAAGACGUCUUUGAGAGAUGGCCUGCACUUUUUCAGAUGGAAGAGAUCAAUGCAGAGUUCAUACGAAUCACUACAGUUCCCUUGGAGACAAAGUUCUUGGCGCAGUUGGAAAAGCACUCCACCAAACUGUUGGAGGUCAUCAGUAGCAAGGGAGGAGUUGUUAAAGAGAAGACCACCAGGACCUUGCCGGUUUUAGAUGAGCCUGUGGACAUCAGCAUCAGUAGAGAAUGCAUUCUCAAAUCUCUGAUGAUCUACCUUGGUGAACCUGUUGAGCACCUUUUCAAAGAAUACCAGGAUAAUGAGGUUGAAGAACUGGAGCAGACAACCAUGGCGAUCUUUAUCACUGGGAAAGAGGAUCCUCUCCAUCCACCUAAAGACAUUAAAAUUGUUGUCGAAGGAAAAGAAGUCCUGAACGAGUUGCCAUCGGUUGCAACCGCUUUUGCCAUGGUUUUUGGGCUCAUAUAUACACUAAACCUAAAAUAUCCAAAAAGGCUACAGUUCACCUUUGAAUUUGUGCAAAAGGUCCUGAUGGAGCUUGAUGGAAAAAAGAUGACCCCGAAAGUCACUAGACUGACCACCCAGCUGUACAGGGAUUAAUUGUAUAAUUGCAUAAUUGUUCAAUUUUAUUGUGUUUUUACAGCCAAGACUUUAGAUCCUUUUAAUAAAAAGGUUGCACUAACAAGGCUGCAUUUUCACUGCAGCAUUUACAAAUGUA